AGAUUAAUUCACAUUUACGUUCCCUGCUUCUUUCUCCAUGAUCUCUGUAUGUCUGCAGUGGUUUGUUUAACACUGAAUGGUGGUGAAACAAGGUCAGCUAUUUUAUUUUUUAUUUUUUUGCAUUUUGUGUUAUCAUCCUCUCACCAAUCCUCUCACAAGACACACUGUAUCUUUUUGCUAUCAUAUGGAUUUUAAACAGUGCUAUCAUGGACACCUGCAAACCCACACCUGGUGCUAAUAUCUGUCCAUGUUGCCGGUUCAGGUGUGAACAGUUUCAGGCGGCCUGGGUCACUUGUUAUCGGGGAAGAACAAAGUCGUCCCUUUAGAUAAAGAGGAUUGUCAAAUCUCUUUACAGGAAAUGAGAUGUGUUGUUUAAUAAGUUGCUUAAUAAAGGUGUCGGACAUUACUCUGAUUAGAUACAAGAGUUCCAAGACUGACUGGGAAAUGACGCUGAAUAUUAAUAAGUAGCCGGCUCCUCCCUCUGCGCUCUGAAGUUCUCAUACGUAAACAACAGGUUGUGUUGCAGGCUUUGUCUCUCCAUUGGAAGAAACCCAAAGAAACACAAUGCAUCUUCUCCUCCUGGCUGCUACCUUUGUGCUCGCAGGAGCUUACCCCCUGGAACACGUGAGGGAGUGCGAGCCUCAUUCAAGGCCCUGGCAUGUGAGACUGCACGGUGGAGGAGUGUCAUGCAGCGGAGCGCUCAUUGACGAGUGGUGGAUAGUGACUUCUUUUGAGUGUGCACCUACAUCCUAUCAGACCGUUGCCUCUCUUGGGGAACAUGACUCAAGUGUGGAGGAAGGCACAGAGCAGCACAUCCUGGUUUCUGACGUGAUCCAACACAGUCCCUACCGCUCGCCUCUCCACAGCCUCACCAUGGUGCGUCUGUCUGCGCCUGCCAGGUUUAACCAGUAUGUCAAACCAAUCCCACUGCCAACCCGCUGCCCAAAGACCGGGGAGAUCUGCUCCAUCAGCGGCUGCGGCUCCACAGAUCCAAACCAGUAUGACCCCUCCCAGCACCUGAAGUGUCUUACUGUGCCUGUGGUGGAUGAUAUGACUUGUUUGAAUACCUUCCCUCCAUAUCUGUUCUGGGGUGUCAUGGUCUGCGCCGGUCAAGCAAACACAGAUAACUGCCUGACUGGCCGCAGCAACGUGAUGGUGUGCGCCGGUGAACUGCAGGGUCUGACGUGGUUCAAUCACGGCUGCGAGGAUCCAGCUCACCCCACAGUUUACACCAAGAUGUGUGAAUACACCCGCUGGAUUAAAGCCGUGAUGAGCACGUAUUCUCCAAAGACCACAACUGCUUUCCCCUGGACGACAUAAGGCAGCAUUGGCACGCACAUCUGCAUUCAACAUGAGGAG
Molecule: messenger RNA, 1359 nt
Organism: Poecilia latipinna (sailfin molly)
Lineage: Eukaryota; Metazoa; Chordata; Actinopteri; Cyprinodontiformes; Poeciliidae
Product: trypsinogen-like protein 3
Exons: 5
Coding region: 565-1320 (251 amino acids)
Biological process (GO): proteolysis
Cellular component (GO): secretory granule
Molecular function (GO): serine-type endopeptidase activity
Source: RefSeq, a predicted model, not a curated record